This is a messenger RNA of Saccostrea echinata, 567 nucleotides long. RefSeq lists its product as uncharacterized. The transcript has 4 exons. NCBI's taxonomy places the organism in Eukaryota, Metazoa, Mollusca, Bivalvia, Ostreida, Ostreidae. Bases 1 to 567 code for a protein of 188 amino acids. The record is from RefSeq and is a predicted model, not a curated record.
AUGGAAGAUACACCAAAUCCUAGCCCUAUACCAAUGUCACUUUCUUCAGUAUUAUCACGAAAAAGAAAAUCAACUCCAAGAUCUCGAUCUCGAUCUCAAUCUUGUGAUAGGGAUGACAGUUACAGUACCAAUUUGACUCGAUCUCAAUCUUAUGAAAGUGACAAUAGUUACAGAUGUGAUGUUUCAAAAUGGGAUAAUGGUAUAUUAAAAUCUUAUGGGAUCUUUUAUGAUGAAAAAGCGACAGAAUUGAGAGGUGAUGCUUGGCAGAAAGUAGAAAUGAGGCUUAAUAAUGUAGACACAACUAGUGUUCCAGAUAUCAAAUACACCGUGCUCGGAGAACCUUCACGUUUUUGUACAGGUUCAUCUCUGAUGACAGGGACUGUUGGAGAGGUGAAUGUGAACAUGGAAAAUGCCAUUGAUUUUAGUAUCAGAGAUGAGAAGUUUCGAAGCCAACCUGUCGAGAAUUUGUUAGGACGGCAUGAAGGAGAACUUUUAGUGGAAAUCAUGAAUUCUGCAAUACCUAAUACAUCUUUUGGAAUUAUUUUUGUAAAGACCACGCUCCACUGA